CCAGCUUGGAGCCUCACCUUGCGGAGGUUUACAAUUGCUGUUUGGAUGAGGGAUCCCUCCCUCCCUCCAUGAGGCAGUCUGCAGUUAUCCUUCUGUCAAAGGGUAAGGAUCCGUCGGCUAUUGAGAAUUGGCGUCCCAUUAGCCUUCUCAAUGUCGAUAGAAAGGUUCUGGCAAAGAUCUUGUUCUGGCGCUUGUCGUCAGUGGCGGACGGUUUGCUUUCACGGCUGCAGCAUUGCUUGAUCCAGGGCAGGAGUACCUUUACAGCGGUGUUAGCUGUCUGAGAGGCUCUGGAGCAGUGUAAGGCUGAGGGCUGGGGGAAGUACUUGCUGACAGUGGACCAGGCAAAGGCCUUCGAUCGAGUCGAUCAUGAGUACAUCUGGCACCUCCUGGACCGGUAUGGCCCAGAGAGGAGGUUUAUUGGCUGGCUUAAGACACUGUAUAGAGAGGCUGAAAGUUUCAUGUUGGUGAAUGGCUGGGUUGGGCGGCCUUUUGGGGUCGGAUCUGGUGUACGCCAGGGGUGCCCGCUGA
Staurois parvus is the source of this 528-nucleotide messenger RNA. NCBI's taxonomy places the organism in Eukaryota, Metazoa, Chordata, Amphibia, Anura, Ranidae. The record is from the annotation of a GenBank genome assembly.